UUCUGAGUGAAUGCCCUUUCCAGUUUCCUAACACACUGUAUAAAGUUCUCUUGCACUGUGAAAAGACAGUUUGUAUCUCUGCUUGAGAAAAGCUUCACGGGGUUAUAAACAUGAGCAGAAAUAGGGAAAGAGUCAUUGAAAUUAUAGAAAAUGUUUUUUCAGAGAAUGAAAAGACUUCCCCAGAAGAUCUGCUGUUUUCCUAUGAUGAUAUUCUGUAUCCUGCUGUGCUUAGCAGUCCAGAAACUUUGGAAGCUCUGAAAUCCUUUGAAACCAGGAGCACUGAUGUGAUUCUAGCAGGCUAUCCUAAAACAGGAACCAACUGGCUUGAACAAAUGGUGAGAGAGAUGGAAUCAACAGAUGCUAAAUAUACUGAAGAAGAAAUGAAAGAGAGAAUAAAUGCUGAAAAAGAGCUACAGAUGUUUCCACGUCUAGAGUUUGGAGAUCCUGGAGUAUUUGAGAGGAUGAAGAAGCUGCCUUCCCGAAGAAUCAUACUAACCCAUCUGCCGCCUCAUCUCCUGCCCCCAUCUCUUCUCCAAGGGAAGGCUAAGAUCCUUCUGCUGGUUCGGAAUCCCAAAGACACGGCUGUCUCCUAUUACCACUUUUACAACAACAUGCCAGUGCUGCCCUCCUUUGCUACCUGGGAUGAGUACUUUGCAGCUUUCAUGAAUGGGAAAUUGACUUGGGGGUCCUAUUUUGACCACUUAAUGGAAUGGAACAGACACAUCGACCACGAGAGGAUGGUGAUAAUUAGCUACGAGGAACUGAAAGAGAAUCCGGUACUGGGAAUGAAGAAGAUUGCUGCUUUCUUUGGAUUCUCCCUGAAUGAGGAAGAGUUUUCCAGAAUUGCCAAGAAAACCAGUUUCCAAGCUAUGAAGGAGAAGUCCAAGGAAACUCAUGGUAAAUUUGGGGACAUCCUCUUCCGUAAGGGGGUUGUUGGAAGCUGGAGAGACCUCUUCUCUGAAGUUCAGAAUGAAGAAAUGGACCAAAAAUUUGAAGAAUGUAUAGGAGGAACAAUUCUGGCAACGAAGAUUAAAUAUGAUCUGUACUGCAAGACCUGAAAAUGAGCAGAGGAUCAGUACUGCAGCAAGUGAUGGUCAAAGAUGGUCAGUCGCCAUGAGAAAAGAAAGAAACUCCUCAGAUAUUGAGCUUGUAUCUCUAAGUGUUUGGGCUGUGAUUCUUAGACUUGUGCUGGACCUUGCUUGAUGUAACCAAAUAAAAUGUUUGCAUUCCUUCA
Molecule: messenger RNA, 1234 nt
Organism: Lagopus muta (rock ptarmigan)
Lineage: Eukaryota; Metazoa; Chordata; Aves; Galliformes; Phasianidae
Product: sulfotransferase 6B1-like
Exons: 7
Coding region: 111-1058 (315 amino acids)
Biological process (GO): sulfation
Cellular component (GO): cytoplasm
Molecular function (GO): sulfotransferase activity
Source: RefSeq, a predicted model, not a curated record